Yamadazyma tenuis ATCC 10573 is the source of this 2176-nucleotide messenger RNA. RefSeq names its product threonine synthase (gene THR4). Gene Ontology annotation, biological process: L-threonine biosynthetic process. Gene Ontology annotation, molecular function: pyridoxal phosphate binding; threonine synthase activity. The record is from RefSeq and is a predicted model, not a curated record. Lineage: Eukaryota; Fungi; Ascomycota; Pichiomycetes; Serinales; Debaryomycetaceae.
ACACACACCAACCAUGGCUUCCCAAACUUACAGAUCCACCCGUUCGGCAGUGGACCAGGCGGUCUCAUUCGAGGAUGCUGUCAUGACCGGAUUGGCUUCCGAUGGCGGGUUGUUUGUACCGCUGACCAUCCCCCAACUUCCAGCCUCCUUUUUGGACGACUGGAAGGAUUGCACGUUUCAAGAACUCGCCUUUAAUAUCUUGAGAUUAUACAUCUCUUCCAGCGAGAUCUCCGACACCGAGUUGAAGGACUUGAUUACCCGUUCAUAUUCUACCUUCAGAUCUGACGAGGUCACCCCUGUUAAAGUGCUUGACAAGUCCAAAAACUUAUACUUGUUGGAAUUGUUUCAUGGACCUACCUAUGCGUUUAAGGAUGUUGCUUUGCAGUUUGUAGGUAACUUGUUUGAGUUUUUUUUGAAGAGAAGAAAUGACGGCAAGCAGGGUGAUGCCAGAGAGACCAUCACCGUGGUUGGUGCGACUAGUGGUGAUACUGGAAGUGCUGCUAUAUAUGGGUUGAGAGGAAAGAAGGAUGUGGAUGUGUUUAUUUUGUAUCCCACCGGCAGAAUUUCCCCCAUCCAAGAAGAGCAGAUGACUACAGUGGAGGACAAAAAUGUCCAUACUUUGUCGGUAAAGGGUACUUUUGAUGACUGUCAAGAUAUCGUCAAACAGGUGUUUGGUGAUAAGCAGUUCAACGAAACAUACCAUGUGGGAGCCGUCAACUCCAUCAACUGGGCACGGAUCUUGGCCCAGAUGACUUAUUACUUCUAUAGUUACUUCCAGGUGCUGAAACAGUCGGAUUUGCCCGUCAGGUUUGUGGUUCCUUCUGGUAAUUUUGGAGAUAUUUUGGCUGGUUAUUUUGCUAAGGAAAUGGGGUUGCCAGCAGACAAGUUGAUCAUUGCCACAAACAACAACGACAUCUUGGACAGAUUCUUGAAGACUGGCCGGUACGAAAAGUCGGGUGAAGUUAAGGCCACCUACUCUCCUGCCAUGGAUAUCUUAAUUUCUUCUAACUUUGAAAGAUUGUUAUGGUACCUCGUCAGAAACACCGUCACCAAAGAUGAUAACAAAGCCGGGGAAAUAUUGAGUACCUGGAUGUCACAAUUGAAGACUUCCGGCUCCAUCACCGCCCAACCUGAGGUGUUGGUGGCUGCAAGAGCAGACUUUGAUUCUCAAGCAGUGGACGAUGUUGAAACCGGUGCUACCAUCAAGAAUAUCUACACUACCCACCCAGAAAACUACGUAUUAGAUCCUCACACGGCUGUGGGCAUUGCUACGUCAUUAAGUUUCAUUGCUAAAGACUCUAAAAAGAACUAUAUCUCGUUGUCUACUGCCCAUCCUGCCAAGUUCGCAGAGGUGGUGAAUGCUUCUUUGAGUGGCAUUGAUGGUUACUCGUUCGAAGAUAAGGUAUUACCAGCCGAGUUGAAGGCUCUCUCCACCAAGGAAAAGAGAAUCAACUUGAUUGACGAAGCGUCGUUGGAAAAGGUCAAAUCCAAGAUCAUCGAGAUCUUGAACCAUUAAUCAAUUCGAAUUUUCCACUGUUGUUGAUGCUAACUUGGUAUCCGGCUUCUUCAAGAAGCAGACUAUCCACCAGUUUCUUGGCUUCUAACGAGGCCACAAACUCCUGGUUUUGUGCGUUUUUAUAUAAUAAGUAUUUCAAGCAAAUGAUCGCUCUUUCUUUCAUGAACGGAUUACUAUCGUCAAUAACGCAACUUGAUAAAAUGACCUCAAUUCCGUGAAGUUCUCGAAUGAGCUCCUGGAUCUUGAAGUUCUCAAACGUUAAAUACGAGAGGAUCUCGAUGAUAAUGGACUUGAUAUGGGGGAACUCUAUGAUUUGGUUCUUGUUCUUCAUCAUAUUCUUUGGUUCGAUGCUCUCAUGAACCACUCGAAGCAACGGUAUGAGCAAGUUGACCAUCUCGUAGUUUAUGAGAAAGUCUUUGGCUAUGUUGAAUUUACUCAACUCGCUGACACAGUCCAACACCAUUAAAAGCUUGGGGUGUACUGCUCCAAGAGAGUCAAGGUCUUUGUUGUUGAGUGAUGCAACAGCCACGCCGUUCAAGAACUUGAACAUCUCAAAGAGCCAGCUCAAAAUCCCAAGAAGCUGGGAGUUGUUCCAAUUAUCCUUCGAGGUGAUCACGAUCUGACAGAUUUUGAGUACCUUCUCGUCGUCAUGUUUGACGA